Labrus bergylta (ballan wrasse) is the source of this 2347-nucleotide messenger RNA. RefSeq names its product heterogeneous nuclear ribonucleoprotein U-like protein 2. Gene Ontology annotation, cellular component: nucleoplasm; membrane. Gene Ontology annotation, molecular function: RNA binding; protein binding. Lineage: Eukaryota; Metazoa; Chordata; Actinopteri; Labriformes; Labridae. The record is from RefSeq and is a predicted model, not a curated record.
GCACCAUGUUGAAUCGUUGUUUUGAUCUGGGUGUUUUUUUUUUUUGACUGUUACUUUGGGUUCAUUUGUUAAAAAAAAGAAAAAAGACUUGCCUCCAAUAAGCCGACAACAGAUUUAUACUCAGGAAAACAAUGAAGCUUACGGAUAUUAAAAGGUUAAAAGUUGCCGAGUUGCGCUCCAGACUUAAAGAACUUAAUUUGGACUGCAUGGGGCUAAAGGCUGAGCUGGUGGGUCGGCUGUGGUCGGCACUGGAAGCAGGUCAAAGUGGGAAAGACGUCGAAGAAAACCCCAAAGUACAAAAUGAUAACUUUACUGCACCUUUUACAGAGACGGUUCACGCGUCACCGACCCCGACAGAAACCGAGGUUAGUGCACCUGAAGGUGUCAGAAAGUACACGGACUCUGCCACGCAAACAGACACUGAUGCUGGGAGACCAACACCACAACAAGGCUCCGAGGUUAUCUCAGAGUGUUUACCAGAGAGCCAAGACGAAGAAGGAGAGGCGGACGACCGAGGAGACGACCGAGGAGAUAAGCGAGGAGACGACCGAGGAGAUGACCGAGGAGACGACCGAGGAGAUGAGCGGGGAGCUCAGUCACCAGAGGAGGGGAGGAGAGGAAGAGCUUUCUACGAGUUCAAAGAGGAGAUACGAUACAAAAGAGCCAAGUCACCACAACCUCCAGUUGACAGAGACCAGGCAAAGGAGGAAGAUGAAAAUAAAGUCAGUCUAGAUAUGGGUCACCUCCACUUUGAGGCGAGUCCUGAUGGUUCAUGCGGCCAGCCUCGCUUCUGGGAACGAUUCCCUUUGCUGUGGUCCGGCUGCAGGCUCACACAUGGGGUUCUGCAAGGCAGGGUGGGCUUUGAGGUGAGACUGGAGAGAAAGUUGUUGACUACUGAGCUGGAAAAACAUGCAGGCAUGGACCUGUACGGCCUGAGAGUUGGUUGGUCGUUGGCUAACGGCUCUCUGCUUCUGGGUGAAGAUGAAGCGUCUUUCGCUUAUGACGGGCGCGGUAAAAAAGUUUCAGGUGGGAAGGAGGAAGACUUUGGAGAACAAUUCUCAGAGGGAGAUAUCAUUGGUUGUUACGCUUUAUUUUCCACAGAUGGUGCUAUUGAGCUCUCCUUCCAUAAGAACGGUCGAUCCCUGGGUGUAGCCUUUUGCCUGGGUGUCUCAGUGCUGUUAGGGGGUGCUCUGUUCCCUCACAUCCUCUGUAAGAGCUGUUCAUUCAGACUCAACCUUGACCCCACAGCUCCUCCCUGGUACCCCGGCCCUCCUGGGUUUACACCACUGGUGGCUCUUUCUGCUGAGCAUAGAGUGCGUGCCACGUUGGCUCCUACUGUCAGGGCACAGUGUGAGGUGUUGCUAAUGGUGGGUCUUCCUGGCUCAGGGAAGAGUUGCUGGGCUCGGUCUCACAUGAAGCAUCAUCCAAAGAAGUACUCACUUCUGGGCACAGAGGAGCUGCUGGCUUGUAUGAUUAGCGGUGGACAGAAGGACAGCAAGCUGCAGCAGGCCUCUCAGUGUCUCACUGAAUUGAUCAAGAUGGCCGCUCAGACUCCUGGCAACUACAUCCUCGACCAGUGCAACAUCCUCUUCUCUGCGCGCCGUCACAAGCUGCAGCUGUUUGCAGGCUUCAGGCGCAGAGUGCUGGUGGUCUUUCCCUCAGCAGAAGAGUGGAGAAGACGACUGUGCCAGCAGCAAACGAGUGACGGGGAGCAGAUACCAGACACCUCUCUGCUCAAACUGCAAGCGAGCUGCAGUCUUCCAGAGCAGCACAGUGAGCUGGUGGACGAGCUGCUGUAUGUGGAGCUGCCUCAGGACCAGGCGCAGACACUCCUGCAGAAAUAUAAAGAGGAAGCACACAGACUGCUGCCCCCUAUCACCAAACAAGAGAAGAAGAAACCCCGACUUCACAAGAGAAGACCCUAUCCUCCCAGUCCUCCACCCUCACACAGGAUCCAGUGGACUGGACAUUAUGGAUUGAACAACAUGAACAUGCAGCUUUGGAGGCAGCAGCCAACAUAUUGGAAUGUAGGGCAUGUGAAUCAGAGCUUCUACUACUGAGACUUUGGCUAUGAAGGCUACUGAUGAAGAAACCUGGAGCGAGAAGAUACAGCUGCACUGUUUGUUUUUACAAUAGAAAAACAUUUCAUCAACAUGUGAUGUUACAAAGAGAUAAUCAGUCUUUUUUUAUUAUUAAAUAAUGUUUACAAUUUAAAAUAAAGUCACUUUUGGAAUUGUAUUUAAAAUAUGCUCACACAUUUCCUGUACAGAGUGUAAAUGGUAUAAAUAGUAUUUCCAGUUUUGGUCAGUGUGCUAUUUAGCAAAGACUAAUGAAUACCUGAACUUGA